Messenger RNA from Cavenderia fasciculata, 144 nucleotides. RefSeq lists its product as uncharacterized. NCBI's taxonomy places the organism in Eukaryota, Evosea, Eumycetozoa, Acytosteliales, Cavenderiaceae. The coding region runs from base 1 to 144 and encodes 47 amino acids. The transcript is spliced from 2 exons. The record is from RefSeq and is a predicted model, not a curated record.
AUGUCUGUCUGUCUGUCUGUCUAUCUAUCACAUGAUCAUAAUAUUUCUUUUUCGUUGGAAAUAUAUGAUAUGAUUAUUGAUGAUCUAUCAACAACCAAAGUGAUUGGAUUCUUCUUGACUCAAACUAAACCUCCACCAUCUUAA